UUCCUUCUCCUUCUCCCUCACUUUGCCGCAUGGCCCCAAAUCGAGCUCCUCGGAACCCCGACAGCAGCCGUCGCCCCAUCUCUUCUUUGGAUUUCCUCUUCGAUGGUGGGCAAAAGAUGUGGCGUCGAUCGACGAUGGGGCCAAGAUGCGGUGCGCUGAUUGCCACCCGGCACCCAGCACAUCGGAUACUCCACUACUCCCACACCUCCAUUCCUCAGCUUGCCGGUGGCCCAGAUCCAUGUUGUGCGUGUCCCGGAAGUGUCAGGCGACGGUGAGGGCCAAAUCUGGUAUAUACGAGCAUGCGGCAGCUUCCGGCACCCAACUGCUCGGGCGUUGUGGCGGGCGGGCGGGCGACGGAGCUGGCUGCGUCGGUUGGCGGCCGGUGCCUCUCCUCCCGUCCUCCGUUCCUCGAUGUCCCCGAUCCCAUUGGUUGCUGCAGCUGACACCGAGUGAAAACAUGAGGAUCAUCAUGUUCUUUAGGAAGUUAUUGCAGUGGGCAGAUGGAUCAGAGGAGAAAGGCGUCAUAACCUGAUGCCACUUGCUAGCUGAGAAUGUGUCUCCUUUCUUUCUUUUUCAUCUGUUUCUUUUAUGUUAUCUUGAAGAACAGGAGAGCAAUGCUAUCUUAGUCUUCUGUUCCUUUUGCUACUUCAUUCUUUUGAGUUGGUUGUGGUCAGUUUACUUUUGUAUGUAAUUGUACUGCUUCUGUAUGUAAUUGUACUGGGUUAUUAUAUAUUGCAAUCACAUGUGCUUGACUGCUUGUUCGAU
This is a messenger RNA of Sorghum bicolor (sorghum), 765 nucleotides long. RefSeq lists its product as uncharacterized. The transcript is spliced from 3 exons. The record is from RefSeq and is a predicted model, not a curated record. Bases 146 to 532 code for a protein of 128 amino acids. NCBI's taxonomy places the organism in Eukaryota, Viridiplantae, Streptophyta, Magnoliopsida, Poales, Poaceae.